Aspergillus japonicus CBS 114.51 is the source of this 867-nucleotide messenger RNA. Its product is annotated as class II aldolase and Adducin N-terminal domain protein. NCBI's taxonomy places the organism in Eukaryota, Fungi, Ascomycota, Eurotiomycetes, Eurotiales, Aspergillaceae. The record is from RefSeq and is a predicted model, not a curated record. Gene Ontology annotation, cellular component: cytoskeleton. The coding region runs from base 1 to 867 and encodes 288 amino acids. Gene Ontology annotation, molecular function: actin filament binding. The transcript has 3 exons.
AUGACUACCACGGCUACGAUCUCGCAAUCCAUCCCUACCGCCGUGGCCGCCGUGGCACCCAGCCCCGGAGCCCAGGCGGCCCUCGCGACGGGGGGCUACGAGUUCCCGGGCAUCCCGCAGAUCGACGACCCCUACCAGAAGCGACAAUGGCAACUCGAGCACAUGGCGGGAGCCUUCCGGGUGUUCGCGCGCAAGGGCUUCACCGAGGGCACCAGCGGCCACAUCAGCGUGCGCGAUCCCGUGGAUCCGUCGACGUUCUGGAUCAAUCCCAUGGGCAAGCACUUCGGCAUGCUGAAAGCCAGUGACAUGGUCCACAUCGACGAGGCCGGACAGGUCAUCGGCGGCAACCAGACGGCGGUCAACGCGGCGGGCUUCCUGAUCCACAGCGCCAUCCACCGCGCCCGCCCGGACAUCCACGCCGCGUGCCACACGCACUCCCCGGCCGGCAAGGCCUGGUCCACCUUCGGGCGGCCCCUCGACAUCCUCAGCCAGGACACCUGCAACUUCUGGGGCACGCAGGCGGUCUACCGGGCCUUUGGCGGGGUCGUCCUCGGGGCCGCGGAGGGCGGGCGCAUCGCCGCGGCCCUGGGCGAGACCGGCCGCGUCCUGGUGCUCCAGAACCAUGGGCUGUUGACCACGGGCCGCACCGUGGAUGAGGCGGCGUACCUGUUCACGCUGAUGGAGCGCUCGUGCGAGGUGCAGAUCAUGGUGGAGAGCGCGGGCCUGCCCAAGAACUUGAUCGCGGACAAAGAGGCCGAGUUCACGGCCCGAGUGAAUGCGGAUGCGGAAACGCUCUAUACGGAGUUCCAGCCGGACUUCGAGUAUGAGAUAUGGAAGUCCAACGGAGAGCUCUGCAGGGGCGAAUAG